CUCCAUUGCCAGAGCUCAGCCCAUUGCCGGGAGCGCCUGUCUGUCACUGCAGUGUCCUGCCCGUCAGGUUCGGUAGAGACGCAACAAGCUCCGCAGCUCCGAGGUACGUGACAGGAAGAGACCGAGCGACAGAGUUCAUCAGCGAGGCUCCCAAUCCAGUGAUCUGCCCCAUCGGUGAAGCCCCCCAACCCCUCACCCCUCCUCCCCACCCCCCUCACAGUUCAGCCAGCCAUGGCAGGCCGCGCAGCUUCCCGGCCCAAUGGCCAGUCUCAGGCCAGUAAGAUCUGCCAGUUCAAACUGGUGCUGCUGGGAGAGUCGGCUGUGGGCAAGUCCAGCCUGGUGCUGCGCUUCGUGAAGGGGCAGUUCCACGAGUACCAGGAGAGCACCAUCGGGGCCGCUUUCCUGACUCAGUCAGUGUGUCUGGAUGACACCACAGUGAAGUUUGAGAUCUGGGACACAGCAGGCCAGGAGAGAUACCACAGCCUGGCACCCAUGUACUACCGCGGGGCCCAGGCUGCCAUCGUGGUGUUCGACAUCACCAACCAGGAAACGUUUGCACGAGCAAAGACUUGGGUCAAAGAGCUGCAGAGACAAGCCAGCCCCAGCAUUGUGAUCGCACUGUCUGGAAACAAGGCAGACCUGUCCAGCAAGAGGGCAGUGGAAUAUGAGGAAGCACAAGCCUACGCUGAUGACAACAGUCUGCUCUUCAUGGAAACAUCAGCCAAGACUGCGAUGAACGUCAACGACCUCUUCCUGGCAAUAGCUAAGAAGUUGCCAAAGAGCGAGCCCCAGGGCAGCAGCGGGGGGCCCCCGAGCCAGGUCCGAGGGGGGGUGGACCUGAACGAGCAGAACCAGCCCAGCAGGAGCCAGUGCUGUGGCAACUAGAUAUGGGGCCAGGGCAACGAGGCUGGGGUGAUGGGUGGG
Molecule: messenger RNA, 924 nt
Organism: Acipenser ruthenus (sterlet)
Lineage: Eukaryota; Metazoa; Chordata; Actinopteri; Acipenseriformes; Acipenseridae
Product: ras-related protein Rab-5B-like
Exons: 6
Coding region: 232-885 (217 amino acids)
Molecular function (GO): GTPase activity; GTP binding
Source: RefSeq, a predicted model, not a curated record